UGGAGAAGGUGAGAGGAUGGGACUAGAAUCUGUAUGGUGGAGAAAGUGAAAAGAUAAGAUAGGACCAGAAUAGGUGAGAAGAUACAGUUCGGAUGGUGGAGAAGGGACAACUUAAGAUGGGGCUAGGGUGGGAAUGUUGAAGAUAGCACAAGAACACAGUUGGCAUGGUGGAAAAGGUCUAGGAUCGAUGGCGAAACACUCGAAGAGUAGACAUAUGCACUGGUCAAGUCUUGGUAGGAUAAUUCUUCAUGGCUCACCAAAUGGGUGAACAUUGGAAUGGACUCUAUAGUAAAGAGGUGGAGGGGGCAUCUCCCAAUGGGCGACAGAUCUGGAUGGCAGCCUUCCUCUGCUUUAUUAUCUUUCUUACCACCUUGGGCAACUCUCUGCUUAUCCUACUCAUCUUUACGCAAAGGUCCCUUCGGAACACCUCCAACUAUUUUUUGGUGUCUCUCUUCAUGUCGGACCUCAUGGUGGGACUGGUGGUGAUGCCACCAGCUAUGCUGAAUGAACUUUAUGGGAGGUGGGUCUUAGAUGAUGUGUUCUGCUGCAUCUGGUACUCCUUUGAUGUAAUGUGCUGCAGUGCAUCCAUACUCAACCUGUGUGUCAUCAGUCUGGACCGGUACCUGCUCAUUAUCUCUCCGCUCAAGUACAAGCUCAGGAUGACAUCCUGUAGAGCCCUGGGAUUGAUUUUGGCCACAUGGACAUUAGCGGCUCUAGCUUCUUUCUUGCCCAUUGAAAUGGGCUGGCAUGAGCCAGACUUUGAGUUGCAAUCGUCCAACUUGACGGCGAUGUCAGAGGAGAAGCAGUGCCGUCUGCUGGUCAGCUUACCGUAUGCCUUGAUCGCCUCCUGUCUGACCUUCUUUCUACCAUCAGCGGCCAUAUCAUUUACCUAUUGCAGGAUCCUGCUGGCAGCCAGAAAGCAGGCAGUUCAGGUGGCUUCUUUGACGACAAAUGUGCCCAACAUGUCUGAAGACCAUGCGCAGGUGUUGGCAGUGCCGGUCAUGGAGGGCAAAAAGUUUGUCACCAAGCACAGUAAAAAGGCUCUGAAGGCAAGCCUCACCCUGGGCAUCCUACUGGGCAUGUUUUUCGUGGCCUGGCUUCCAUUCUUUGUCGCCAACAUGGUUCAGGCCGUCUGUGACUGCGUCCCCCCAGGCUUGUUUGACGUCCUCACGUGGCUCGGAUACUGUAACAGCACCAUGAACCCCAUCAUCUACCCCCUCUUCAUGAGAGACUUCAAGCGUGCCAUGGGGAAGUACCUGCCCUGCUUCCGACGCUCCAGAGUCAUUUCGCUGUCCGUGCGCAACUCCAAUAGCGCCCCGCGCCUGGGACUUUCGCUGAGGAACGUCCUGACCCUGCGCGGGGAAACGGACUCCUUAUACUCCGCCACCCUGGGCAACGAGCACUUUCUACAGAACUAUAAAGACCACAGCACCGACCCGCUGCCCGUCACUGCCGCCGAUUCCGUCAACCUCUUUGACCUGGAGCAAGAGAUGCAGGUCCACCAGCUGAACACGCCCAUGGACUGAGCCAAAUUGUAAACACGGACCCCC
Molecule: messenger RNA, 1550 nt
Organism: Bufo bufo (common toad)
Lineage: Eukaryota; Metazoa; Chordata; Amphibia; Anura; Bufonidae
Gene: HTR6
Product: 5-hydroxytryptamine receptor 6
Exons: 3
Coding region: 249-1526 (425 amino acids)
Biological process (GO): G protein-coupled receptor signaling pathway, coupled to cyclic nucleotide second messenger; chemical synaptic transmission
Cellular component (GO): membrane; dendrite
Molecular function (GO): neurotransmitter receptor activity; G protein-coupled serotonin receptor activity
Source: RefSeq, a predicted model, not a curated record